Molecule: messenger RNA, 606 nt
Organism: Ipomoea nil (Japanese morning glory)
Lineage: Eukaryota; Viridiplantae; Streptophyta; Magnoliopsida; Solanales; Convolvulaceae
Exons: 1
Coding region: 1-606 (201 amino acids)
Source: RefSeq, a predicted model, not a curated record
AUGGAAGCCGACCUAUUGUCCAAAAUUGCCCUGGAAGGGGUACCGGACCACCUGAUAAAAAUUUGCCAGAAGGAGGAGUUAAACCGGCCGAGUGUUGAGGAGGCACCACUGGAAGUCCAGCGAGUAGAUAUCGAGGAAUGGGAUCGAGUGAAAAAUCCCGAAAUGUUCUGGAUAGAGGACAUCCGGCGAUUCAUAGAAAAAGGCGAGUUACCGGAAGAUCCGGGAGUCGCCGCGAGAGUUCGGCGGAAAGCCCCUUCCUUCCAGAUCAUCGACGGACAGCUAUACAAACAGUCGUUCGGUGGACCCUUACUAAAGUGCCUGCUUAGACCCGAGGCCGAGAAAAUAAUGGACGAAGCUCAUAGAGGCAUUUGUGCCGCGCACCAGGGCGAUCACACGCUCGCCAGGAAGUUGGUCGUUCAAGGGUAUUAUUGGCCGACCAUGAUGCGAGACUGCAUCGAAUGGAUGUCCAGAUGCGGCGUUUGUCAAGCAUUCGCCAGAAAAGACACCCGGCCGGCCACCUUUUAUACACCGGUCACCACUGCUAUCCCCUUCGCCAAGUGGGGAAUAGACUUGUUGGGGCCAUUGCCCGUCGCCCGGGAGGUCUGA